GACAGCCGUUCCGCCAUUCCUUUCUUUGUCACCGCCAGAGCAUUUCCCGCCGUCCGCUCGCUUCCAUGUGCGCGCCUGCGUGCGCUUGCUGGUGGACUCACUGAGUAAGAGUGUGUUUCGUGUGUAAACGUCAGCGUGUAGCCGGCUCGGCGCAACGCCAUGCCGGGAAUUGUGUGGCAGAAGCUCGACCCGGUGACCAUGUCGCGGCUCGGCGUCGACCUCAUACGCGAAGAAUUGGCCCGUCGACAGCUGGACAUCACAGGUUCGAAAGAGGAGCUCUUUCAGCGUUUGCAAGCCGACAUUCAGCAGCAGCGUGAAGCUACCCCCUCGGUUGAAACGAAUGAAUCCGCCUCGACCGCUGCGGCGCCUUUAACGCUGGACCCAGCCACUCUACAGAGCCUCGCCAUGCUGUUCCAGCAGCUACCUCGCCCUGCAACAACGGUGACGACACUGCCAGACCUAUCAUCGUCCAUUCCGCAAUUUGCUGGCUUGCACAGCCACAGUGUCAAUACAUGGCUUGACGACGUGCGACGAGUACAGCAGCUCGCCUCGUGGGACGACGCCACCACACGCCUGAUCGCAGCUAGCAAGCUGAAAGGCACGGCGCGAGACUGGCAUCUCGCGUUCGGCAACCAGUACAGCACCUGGGCCACGUGGAGUGCCGCCCUGAAAGACACAUUUUGUACAGAAUUGUCCUUCAUCGAGUGGCAAGAGCAGGUCAUGAGAGUAACCCAGGCCCCAUCCGAAAGCUUGCACCAAUAUGCCUUUGCCAAGUUGAAGAUCAUUGAGCGUUGCCCCGUUCACCUCUCGGAGGCCCAAAAGAUUGACUACCUGCUGCAUGGUUUACGGGAACAACACAUCCUCGCCGCCAUAGCAGCCAACCGGCCGCCCACGGUAGCUGAGUUUAUUUCUACCUGCACUAGCCUCGACAAGAGUGCGCAACAUCUGCACGCCAAAGCAAGCCCGUCACCAUUGGCCGGUUCUGUGUUGCCGCCGACGCAACCCUUUCGUGCCGCUAAGCCCGCAGAGCGACAGCAGCCUCGCUCAGAACAAUCGACACCACAGUCCUCCCGAGGGGCCACACCAAAAACGCGCAUUUCAGAGCUGCCCACCGAGCAACAAGAAGCUACUUAUGCAGCUAUUUCGGUACAGUACGGUGCUCCAGCUUUUCGUAGUGGUCAAGACCUGUCUCAAGCUGUCUGCUACCAAUGUCAUGCCUUGGGUCAUCUGGCAUCCAAGUGCCCUACGCGCACCAGCCGCUUAUCAUAG
This is a messenger RNA of Rhipicephalus sanguineus (brown dog tick), 1269 nucleotides long. RefSeq lists its product as uncharacterized. The transcript has a single exon. Lineage: Eukaryota; Metazoa; Arthropoda; Arachnida; Ixodida; Ixodidae. Gene Ontology annotation, molecular function: zinc ion binding; nucleic acid binding. The record is from RefSeq and is a predicted model, not a curated record. Bases 160 to 1269 code for a protein of 369 amino acids.